Lachancea meyersii CBS 8951 is the source of this 1077-nucleotide messenger RNA. Lineage: Eukaryota; Fungi; Ascomycota; Saccharomycetes; Saccharomycetales; Saccharomycetaceae. The record is from the annotation of a GenBank genome assembly.
AUGUCGCUCUGGGUCGAUAAGUAUCGGCCAAAAUCAUUGGACGCGCUUUCGCACACUUCCAGGCUAACACAUCUCUUGCAAUCGCUUGCGGUGGAACCAAGAGAUCUUCCUCAUCUUCUGUUUUAUGGUCCCAACGGCGCCGGGAAGAAAACGCGAUGCAUGUCGCUGCUACAGUCAAUUUUUGGGAACGGGGUGUACAAACUCAAAAUUGAUGUGCGGCAGUUUACUACGCCGUCGAAUCGUAAACUGGAGCUAAACGUGGUGUCCAGUCCCUUCCAUUUAGAACUGACGCCAAGCGAUAUGGGCAACAACGACCGUGUAGUGAUUCAAGAACUACUUAAGGAAGUAGCCCAAAUGGAACAGGUGGACUUUCAGUCCAGUUCCGCUUCCGAAACCGGCGGUCUGGCUCAUAGAUACAAGUGCGUUAUCAUCAAUGAGGCUGACUCCCUCACACGCGACGCACAAGCAGCACUCAGAAGAACAAUGGAAAAAUACUCGCAAAACAUACGUUUUAUCAUGCUGUGCGAGUCUAUGUCGUCCAUGAUCGCCCCCAUAAAAUCACGUUGCCUGCUUGUGAGGACCCCAGCACCGGACUCGCAAGAAACGGUCGACAUCCUGGCCAAAGUGGCCAAAGACGAGCGUGUGUCGAUCGAGGACGAGGCGAUCUUGAGAACAAUAACCGAAAACUGCGACGGGAAUCUGAGGAAAGCGCUCUUGACCCUUGAGUCCAUGGCACUGAACAACGAAAUGAACCUCAAGGCUACUUCACCACUCAUCAGACCAGAUUGGAUGGUCGUCAUUUUGAAAAUGGCCAAUCGCAUAAUCAAAGACAGGUCAGUGUCUCAAAUCGUCGAAUGCCGCUCCACUCUUUACGAUCUUCUGGCACACUGCAUUCCGGCCAAAGUGAUUAUACAGGAGCUCACAUUUGCCCUCAUGAAGGAGGCCCACAAAGACGAGCACAGACUAGGUGUGAUAUCAUGGGCAAGUGUCUUCGACGAGAGGCUCUGUCUAGGAAAUAAACCCAUUUACCAUCUCGAAGGUUUCAUUGCUAGAGUGAUGUGCGAACUAGACAAUUAG